Messenger RNA from Volvox carteri f. nagariensis, 4461 nucleotides. RefSeq lists its product as uncharacterized. Gene Ontology annotation, cellular component: cation channel complex; membrane. Bases 1 to 4461 code for a protein of 1486 amino acids. Gene Ontology annotation, biological process: regulation of cytosolic calcium ion concentration; manganese ion transport; calcium ion transmembrane transport. The record is from RefSeq and is a predicted model, not a curated record. Gene Ontology annotation, molecular function: store-operated calcium channel activity; inositol 1,4,5 trisphosphate binding. The transcript has 20 exons. Lineage: Eukaryota; Viridiplantae; Chlorophyta; Chlorophyceae; Chlamydomonadales; Volvocaceae.
AUGGAACGGUUGAAGGGAGGAUGCAUGUCUUUGCAAGCCUAUCUACUCCUACCUAUUUGCCUCAGGACCUCCUGCACGUUACGAGUAGUAUGGACCCGCCGGACGCCAAGCGUCAGAGGCUGGAUGUGGCUGCAUCACAAAGCAGCACGUCGACGGUCGGCCAUCCUGUCGUCACCACAUAAGCAGGCUGCUGCGUGUAAACAGCGCGCUGACGCCAUCCGCUAUGGCAGUUUCGUCGCGGGCAUCAACACAGCCGGCCAGGGAAUAGUCAUAGUGCAGAUCGACGAGCUUAUCCUCGGCAGCUUGGAGACCAGCCACGCAUUCGGCCACCGUGUCACGUUUGAGAACGUGGAUCCAGCUUCGCUGCCACAUUUCAUCACUUGUCGGUUCGCUGGGGUGACGAGCGGUCAGCUCACUUGGGACGGUGUGUUGGACUACACGCUGGCAGCUCGCGACGGGGCGGCUCUGAGGCGCCUGAUCGAGUCGCACUACCUGGACCACUUGCUCAAAUCGCAGGAUACCGUGGAUAGGGUGGAGAAGGUGGCCAUCGCCAACAACGACCCGCUGCUCAUGGUGAUGUUGUACGACCACACUUCCAUAGAAAUGGACCUGCGAGUACUGGCAUUUCUCGUACAUUCCUGGGCCGUACAGCCUCUCAGCGGGCGCGCCACCGCAGGUGCGGGGUCCGGCGGCGGCGGCGGUGGCGGCGGCAGCAGCGCCUUUGGCGGCACAUCAACCUGGGACUCCGCCUUCAGCACGCGAGACGACGACCUUCCGGACUUCUUCGAUGGCGCAGAUCCGAGUGUGAAUUUAGCUGCCAGGAUUGAGGAGUUCCUGGUGAAGUACGUGCUGCAGCGCCGUAACCCCCUGAGUGCUACUGCCGCCAUUAUUCGAGCUAUAGAGGUGGGAAGGGGGCUGGCAGGGGUGGUGUAUGCCGAUGUUCGCAACAUCCGUCUUAUCGAGCGCAUUCUUCAACCUGUGGAGCUACCCAACACCGUCAACGAGGUGUCUCCACUGCAGGUCGCGUUUGACUCGUGCGAUUUGAAGUUUAUGACUGAGAGCCUGGUGGAGUUGUACGUCAAGGUUCAGUGGCUGGGCGGGGAGCUGCUGGCGCUCACCAGCCACGAAGACCCUCGGAGCCUGGGAGCCACCAACCCGCUACUGGCGUAUGGAGUGCUCAAGAGCAUGGGUUUUGCGGGCAAGGGCACGAUGGACUUUCUGGUCAUGGCCGCCAGCCGCCUGUGGCACAUGUACGUGUUCGCAUCCAGCGCAUUCUUCGACUCGCCACGCGGGAGGUGGUCGAUGCACGCCUUGUCGGAGCUGGUGUUUUUGGGUCUCUACCAGUGGCAGGUCAUGUUUCCCGAUAUGGAUGUACGGCACCUUCAGGCCGUACAUUUGGUAUUUCUUGCGUUCAUUGCGGGCAACCUUGUGGACGUAGCUCAGUUUGUCCACUUCCGAUACGGAUCCCUGGCGCGGAUACGCAGGUUUAUGGCAGAUCCUUGGAACGCGCUCGGCAUUGUGGUUAAUGGCGGCCUCGCAGUCCUCACAGUGCUCAAGCUGACGCAGGAUUUCGGCGGGCUGCCGCCGUACAAGCCCGCCGACGCCAUCCACAUGUGCAUGGCCACACUGGCUGUGUUUGUGUGGGUUCGUGCACUGGGUAUUGCCGUACCCGUAUACCCCUCUCUGGGCCCAUUGCUCAACACGGUGGCACGGAUGAUGGAGGAGCUGAUCGCCUUCCUGUUCCCCAUGCUGAUUGUGAUGACGGGAUUCAGUACCAUGAUGACGGCCGUCUACAAAGACAUGAUUGGCGAGUACGGCAACUUCUUUCAGUCGAUGUUGCAGCUGUUCAGCUCCAUUCUGGGAAAUUUUGAUUUUACGGCGUUUGAGGGGCUGAACCGCACGCAGCAGCUGUAUGGCAUUGUCGUACUGGCCAUCUUUCUGGUUAUCUCGGCCAUCCUACUGAUGAACCUGCUGAUCGCCAUCAUCAACAAUCGCUAUCGACCGGAGGAGGUGGAGGCGGAGACGCAGUUCAAAAAGGCCCAGAUCGUGAGCUACUACCAAACACAGGUUCGCCGCAACCUGGUGUGCUCUCCCUUCUGUCUGACGCAGCUGGCGCUGCAGGCGGCUCCGCUGCUGCCCAGCGGCCGCCGCAACAAGCUCAGCGGCGCGGCUCGCGGCGUGUGGGUGCUGGGGCUGGUGCCGCUGGACGGCAUGGUACUGCCGGAUGACGGCUCGGACCGCCCCACUGGCGCCGCGGAGCUCCCCCACCUGGCGUUUCUCCUGACGUUGUACCCCAUGAUGGCGGUCCUGUGCAUCUCGCUGUUUCUGCUGUACACUCCUUUUGGGGUGGUGCAGUUCGCGAGCAAGAUGUACAGCAAGUCCAUCAAGCAGUACAAAAGGCGGAUGGAGCAGCACAGCAGGAGGGCGGCGCCCCAGGCGACUAGCAAGGCCCAGCUCAAUGUGGUCCAGCAAAAAGGCGCUGGCCGAACAACAACAACAAAAACAACAACAACAACGACAACAACAAUAACGCAAGUCGGGACCGCGGCGGAGCCGUCGCCGUCACCGCCGUCGCCGCUGCGGCCACCUCCGCAGCCGGCUACGCCAGCGGCGGCGCCUGCAACCGCAGCGGAUGUGGAGACCGGCGCCACCGCCGCCGCCGCCGCUGCUGCGCCAUCACCGGGUGUAGUAGUGGCCCGCAGCCCAAGCAGCGGUAACGACGUCGUGAAGCAGUACCAGAGGCUGAAGAAGGAGCUUCAGGCGGAGGCUAACGCCGCCGAAACGGGCCUGAUUCACUUUGCAGGGUACCUCCUUGCGUCAGUCUUCCUCACAGUGGUGGGUCUGGUGUUUUACUUGGUGGUGAUGGUGCUGCUGGUACUUGUGGGCUGGGCUUCGUUGUAUCAAUGGGUGGCGAAGGUGCUGUUCAGCUGCUAUAAUGUGGGUGUACGGCCUUUCGUGGAUAUGGCGCGGGCGCGGCGGCGACGACGGCGGGUUAGCCCGGCGGCGGCGGCGGCGGCGGCGUUGCACGUCGCCAGCGGCAUCGGUGCGGAGGCGGCGACCGCGGGUGGCGGUAGAGGCGCGGUGUCUGUGCCGGCGGGUUGUGGUACUGGCGCGCUCUUUGGCGGCGGCGGCGGCGGCGGCGGUGGACGCAGUCAGAAGGAUAGCGGCGCCGCAGCCGCAGACGCCCGCGCUGACGACGUCGGCGGCGGCGUAGGCGGCGCAGGUGACGUGUCCGAACAGCUGUACUACAAGCAGAGUAAGGCCCGCCUGCACUGGCGGCAUGCCAUCCUGAAGGUCAUCGCAUUGAAGAACGAACGCUACCUCACGAAGCGGGACGUGCUCAAGGCGCUGGCUGCCAGCAAAUUCCGGUUACACAUGGCGGGGUGGGAUCUGCGCGUGGACCCCCGCAGCUCCUCCCAGGACAUCAUCGAGUCCCAGAUGCAGGACCUGGAGGAUGAUGAUGACCCGUGGGACGAUGACGAGCUGCAACAGGAUGCGGAUGAUGAUACACUGGAGUCGACUAUCUUGGAGAAGACGGAGGCCCUGACCCACAUGGUCAAGGGAGGGCUAUCUGCGCAACAAGCCGCCAUGGAAUCUCUCAUGCAGCUUGUACGGGAGCUGUCAGAGGAGGUGGCGGCGCUGCGGGCGGCGCCGGGCGUCACCGCUGCCACUGAAGGCACCGAUGGCUUUGGUGCGGCGGCGGCGGCGGCGUUGCUGUCGCCGCCGCGUCCCGCACCGCCGCCGGCAACGCGACCGCCCAGCGCCUGGGGGCUUGGUGCGGAGCUCGCGGUGACGGAGGGCUCAGAUGUCGAUGAUGCGGUGUUGCUUGGAUCGGGUGUACGGCAGGAGCCGGAGCUGCCGCGGCCGUUGUCGAGUAGUCGCAGUGGGGACGGGGACAGCUAUGGCGGAAGGGAGGUCACGUCGCGGCGGCGCGAUACGGGCAACGCCGGCGGUCGCGUUGGCAGUGGCGGCAUCGGUUCCUCGCCGCCACCGCGGCCGCCGUUGCCCGCCACCGCCGGACGCUCCGUCGCAGCGACGCCUCCGGGCGCCUCACGCGCUCCCGGCAGCAGCAGCUCGCCAGCAGCAUCGACCCACGGGUCGGAGCGCCGUUCCUCCAGCGCUAGCGGGGGGCCGCCACGCGGUCUAGACCCGCAGAUGCCGUUGGAGCGACUGCUCGAUUCAUCUGGCGGUCCGGAUGCGUUACUCGCAGCCAUUGGUACGGAGCGGGAGCGGGCCGAUGCCGCCGCCGCCGGCGACACGUCCGCCGCCAAGCCGAACUUCAGUCGAACUGUCCUCGAGCCCCUUCGUCCAACAGGCCAUCCUGUGCAGCCUGUGGAGCCGCCAGUUGUGGAAGGAAGCCCUGCCGCAAGGGAAGCUGCGCCGGCAGCGGCGCCUAAGGCGGCAGCGGCGGCGGCGCCGCCACCAACGACACCGUCAAAGCAACACCAAGGCGCCAGCUGA